This is a messenger RNA of Pteropus alecto (black flying fox), 7450 nucleotides long. It is a transcript of the gene POLR3A, whose product is annotated as RNA polymerase III subunit A. Gene Ontology annotation, biological process: DNA-templated transcription. Lineage: Eukaryota; Metazoa; Chordata; Mammalia; Chiroptera; Pteropodidae. The record is from RefSeq and is a predicted model, not a curated record. Bases 155 to 4384 code for a protein of 1409 amino acids. The transcript has 33 exons. Gene Ontology annotation, molecular function: DNA binding; DNA-directed RNA polymerase activity.
AGGAAGCGACCACGUGAGGCGCUUUACGGUGGCCGAAAGGAUCCCGCCGAUGUGUUAGUAACCACUCCAGAAGUUACACUUGGAGGUGCGGGAAGGAUUGUUUCUCUACCCCAGUCCCCCGAGUCUUGAGGAGGGUACUGCGGCAGCUGUCACCAUGGUGAAGGAGCAGUUCCGGGAGACGGAUGUGGCCAAAAAAAUAAGCCACAUCUGUUUUGGAAUGAAGUCGCCCGAGGAGAUGCGUCAGCAGGCGCAUAUCCAGGUUGUGAGUAAGAACCUGUACAGCCAGGACAACAACCAUGCCCCCUUGCUGUAUGGGGUGCUUGAUCAUAGGAUGGGUACAAGUGAGAAGGAUCGUCCUUGUGAAACCUGUGGAAAAAACUUGGCUGACUGUCUGGGCCACUAUGGAUACAUUGACUUGGAACUGCCGUGUUUUCAUGUGGGAUACUUCAGAGCAGUUAUAGGCAUUUUACAGAUGAUCUGCAAAACCUGCUGCCACAUCAUGCUGUCCCAGGAGGAGAAGAAGCAGUUUCUGGAUUAUCUAAAGAGGCCUGGCUUGACCUACCUCCAGAAACGAGGACUGAAGAAGAAAAUUUCUGAUAAGUGCCGAAAGAAAAACAUCUGCCAUCACUGUGGCGCUUUUAAUGGUACUGUAAAGAAAUGUGGAUUACUGAAGAUAAUUCAUGAGAAAUACAAAACCAACAAAAAAGUGGUGGAUCCUAUGGUAUCAAAUUUCCUUCAGUCUUUCGAGACUGCCAUUGAGCAUAACAAAGAAGUGGAGCCCCUGCUGGGAAGGGCACAGGAAAACUUGAAUCCCUUAGUCGUUCUGAAUUUAUUUAAGCGAAUUCCAGCUGAAGAUGUCCCUUUACUUCUGAUGAACCCAGAAGCUGGAAAGCCCUCUGAUUUGAUUCUCACACGACUUUUAGUGCCUCCCUUGUGUAUCAGACCCUCUGUCGUGAGCGAUUUGAAGUCUGGUACCAAUGAAGAUGAUCUAACAAUGAAAUUGACAGAAAUUAUUUUCCUAAAUGAUGUCAUUAAAAAGCAUCGGAUAUCAGGAGCUAAGACCCAGAUGAUCAUGGAAGACUGGGACUUCCUGCAGCUGCAGUGUGCCCUCUACAUCAACAGCGAGCUCUCAGGCAUUCCCCUCAACAUGGCACCUAAGAAAUGGACCAGGGGUUUUGUCCAGCGCCUGAAGGGAAAACAGGGUCGAUUUAGAGGCAAUCUCUCAGGAAAGAGGGUAGAUUUUUCUGGCAGAACAGUCAUCUCACCUGACCCUAACCUCCGGAUUGAUGAGGUAGCUGUGCCAGUUCACGUGGCCAAAAUUCUGACUUUUCCUGAGAAGGUAAACAAAGCAAACAUUAGUUUUUUGAGGAAACUGGUUCAAAAUGGCCCUGAAGUUCACCCAGGAGCCAAUUUCAUUCAGCAGAGACACACACAGAUGAAAAGGUUUUUGAAAUACGGAAAUAGGGAAAAGAUGGCUCAGGAACUCAAGUAUGGGGACAUCGUAGAGAGACACCUCAUAGAUGGGGAUGUGGUGUUAUUCAAUCGGCAGCCGUCACUGCACAAAUUGAGCAUUAUGGCGCAUCUGGCCAGAGUCAAGCCCCACAGGACCUUCAGAUUUAACGAGUGUGUGUGUACACCCUACAAUGCGGAUUUUGAUGGUGAUGAAAUGAAUCUUCAUCUUCCUCAAACAGAAGAAGCUAAAGCAGAGGCCCUUGUUCUAAUGGGGACUAAAGCAAAUCUUGUAACCCCAAGGAAUGGAGAACCACUGAUUGCUGCUAUUCAGGAUUUUCUAACAGGUGCCUAUCUUCUCACUCUUAAGGAUACUUUCUUUGACCGAGCCAAGGCUUGCCAAAUCAUUGCUUCAAUAUUGGUUGGCAAGGAUGAGAAAAUUAAAGUUCGCCUCCCACCCCCUACAAUAUUAAAGCCUGUCACCCUGUGGACAGGAAAGCAGAUCUUCAGUGUCAUCCUCAGACCUAGUGAUGACAAUCCAGUGAGGGCCAACCUCCGAACCAAGGGCAAGCAGUACUGUGGCAAAGGAGAAGAUCUCUGUAUCAAUGAUUCCUACGUUACUAUCCAGAAUAGCGAGUUGAUGAGUGGCAGCAUGGACAAAGGAACGCUGGGAUCAGGAUCCAAGAACAAUAUUUUUUACAUUUUGCUGCGAGACUGGGGGCAGAAUGAAGCUGCCGAUGCCAUGUCACGGCUUGCCAGGCUGGCUCCUGUCUAUCUCUCUAACCGUGGAUUCUCAAUUGGGAUUGGUGAUGUCACACCUGGCCAAGGAUUGCUAAAGGCCAAGUAUGAGUUGCUGAAUGCUGGCUACAAAAAAUGUGAUGAGUACAUUGAAGCCCUAAACACAGGCAAACUGCAGCAGCAGCCUGGUUGCACUGCUGAGGAGACUCUGGAGGCUUUGAUCCUGAAGGAGCUGUCUGUGAUCCGUGAUCACGCUGGCAGUGCCUGCCUCCGGGAGCUGGACAAGAGCAAUAGCCCCCUCACCAUGGCUCUGUGUGGCUCCAAAGGUUCCUUCAUUAACAUAUCACAGAUGAUUGCCUGUGUGGGACAGCAAGCCAUCAGUGGCUCCCGAGUGCCAGAUGGCUUUGAAAACAGGUCCUUGCCUCACUUUGAAAAACACUCAAAGCUCCCAGCUGCCAAAGGCUUUGUGGCUAAUAGCUUUUAUUCUGGUUUGACACCAACCGAGUUUUUCUUUCACACAAUGGCUGGCCGGGAAGGUCUGGUCGACACAGCCGUAAAGACAGCUGAAACAGGAUACAUGCAGAGAAGGCUCGUAAAGUCCCUUGAAGAUCUUUGCUCACAAUAUGAUUUAACAGUUCGAAGCUCUACGGGUGAUAUUAUCCAGUUCAUUUAUGGAGGAGAUGGCUUAGAUCCUGCAGCUAUGGAGGGAAAAGACGAACCCUUGGAGUUUAAAAGAGUUCUGGACAACAUCAAAGCAGUCUUCCCGUGUCAGAGCGAACCUGCUCUCAGUAAAAACGAACUGAUCCUGACCACUGAGUCGAUCAUGAAGAAGAACGAGUUCCUUUGCUGCCAGGACAGCUUCCUGCAGGAAAUAAAAAAAUUCAUCAAGGGGGUCUCUGAGAAGAUCAAGAAAACCAGAGAUAAAUAUGGCAUCAACGAUAACGGCACGACAGAGCCCCGUGUGCUCUACCAGUUGGACCGGAUCACCCCCACCCAAAUAGAAAAGUUUCUGGAAACCUGUAGGGACAAGUACAUGAGGGCACAGAUGGAGCCAGGUUCUGCAGUAGGCGCACUCUGUGCCCAGAGCAUUGGUGAACCAGGCACCCAGAUGACCCUGAAGACGUUCCACUUUGCAGGUGUAGCCUCCAUGAACAUCACCCUGGGUGUGCCCCGGAUCAAAGAGAUCAUCAAUGCUUCCAAGGCCAUCAGCACUCCGAUCAUCACGGCACAGCUAGACAAGGAUGAUGAUGCAGAUUAUGCUCGCCUUGUGAAAGGGAGAAUUGAGAAAACCCUCUUGGGAGAGAUUUCAGAGUAUAUUGAAGAAGUGUUUCUUCCUGAUGAUUGCUUUAUUCUCGUCAAGCUCUCCCUGGAACGGAUUAGACUUCUGAGACUGGAAGUGAGUCACGUAAUUAAAUGUGUAGAGGAAGUCAUCCUCUGUUACACCCAGCACAGCACCUGUCUAGCUCAAACGGUGCGGUAUUCCAUCUGUACGUCCAAGCUCCGCGUGAAGCCGGGUGACGUGGCUGUUCAUGGUGAGGCUGUGGUAUGUGUCACCCCCAGAGAGAACAGCAAGAGCUCCAUGUACUACGUGCUGCAGUUCCUGAAAGAGGAUCUCCCCAAGGUGGUGGUGCAGGGCAUCCCAGAGGUGUCCAGGGCUGUCAUCCACAUCGACGAGCAGAGCGGAAAGAAGUACAAGCUCCUGGUGGAGGGUGAUAACCUGAGGGCAGUCAUGGCCACCCAUGGCGUGAAGGGCACCCGAACCACCUCCAAUAACACAUAUGAGGUGGAGAAAACACUGGGCAUCGAAGCUGCCCGGACGACUAUCAUCAAUGAAAUCCAGUACACGAUGGUCAACCACGGCAUGAGCAUCGACAGGAGGCAUGUGAUGCUGCUCUCUGACUUGAUGACGUACAAGGGUGAAGUCCUAGGCAUUACUAGGUUUGGCCUGGCCAAGAUGAAGGAAAGUGUGCUGAUGCUGGCCUCCUUUGAGAAGACGGCUGACCACCUCUUUGACGCUGCCUACUUUGGGCAGAAGGACUCCGUGUGUGGGGUAUCCGAAUGCAUCAUCAUGGGGAUCCCCAUGAACAUUGGAACUGGGCUCUUCAAGCUGCUCCACAAGGCGGACAGGGACCCGAGCCCUCCCAGGAGGCCCCUGAUCUUCGACACAAAUGAAUUCCACAUCCCCCUUGUCACAUAGGCCAGGGAAAAGGGGACUAUUCCUGACUUCAGCUCCUUGUCUUAUCUGGAAAGGGGCUCGAGACCAACAGCUGCCUUGGCUUUGUACUCCCUGGGACAGGGGCCUUGAUGUCCCCACCAUGCCAGCAGUCAGAGAAUACCCCCUAGACCCUCGGUAGCAGCUUGCCUGGUGACCCUGACCAUACCACAGUGCUUGGUCAGGACAAAAAGUAUGGUUUGUCAUUUGUUUGAAACCUAAUCUAUGGACAGCUCCAUACCUCCUGCCCAGCCCACCUCCCUGGACUCGGGAGGAGACCCCAACCAGACAUCUUCACUCAUUCCUGCCUCACCUGUCUAUCCAUCAGCUCCCAGGGGUGUCUCAUACCUGCCCAGGACCCAGGUCUGAGCCCCAGGGUCAGGGCAUGGUCCCAGUUUUUUCAUUCCUCAGUCAUGGUAGAAUUUCUCAAUGUGACAUACUUGUGUAAAUAUUGUUACUAUUAUUUAUUUGUUCAGUUUGAAAACUGGAGUUUUUGUUACUUGGUUUUACUUUUGAAACCUAGAAGCUAUAGAAACCAAGAAAGCCAGCAUUGAAACAUCACUGGAAAAACUGGUUAAGCAAAUGGAACUGUCUCAGAUUUGUAAUUGAGCUGAGACUGUGAGGCCCAAGCUGCUCUGAAAUGCCUUUCACAGACUCCAUGAUCACCCUGUUUUCGUCUACCUCCAACCCCCACGCUAGUGACACUACCUUGUCACUCCGUCUUGUGACAAGAGUCAAACCCAUUCUUCGUGGUCUUGCUGGCAUUUGGGGCCUGCUAAGGUGGAGACCAUCAUUGUACACAGAUGAUGAGUGAGGCUGGUCCAGGCUGCCUGCAUUGCCUUGGUGGCAUCAACACCCCUCCUGAGGUAUCUGCCUGUGUGUGCACAGGGCAGUUGUGGAACUGGUAGCCUAAAAAGUGCCCCAGGGACAGUAGCAAAAGAGGGCUCUCCCUGGUACCGGCAGGUGCCAGCCAUAAAGGGUGAAAGGGCCACCCAUACAGGAAGGGAGGAGGCCCACAAAGGGUGUGGGGGGUGCUAGCUGGAGCUGGAGACCUGCCCCAGUUGGCAACAGCAGGCUCCUUGAAGUGUAAAUCUAAUAUGACAAUGGAAAGCACAUGUCAGGCUGUGAGGAGAGAACCAGCAGGGUAUCCCAGAAAGCCCUGUAUUUAAUCCUCUGCUCAGGCUUCUGCCAGUGACUGCACCAUCAUUGUUACAGUUUUUCAAGGCUUCUGAGGGGGUUUUGUACAACAUAGGAAAGAAAUGUACGUAACUUGUCUUCUGGAGAGCAGAAAGAGUUUUUGCUCCCGGAGACACUUUUCUUUGCACAGAAUUUGCUGCGUAGGAUUGGCCCAGGACCAUGAGAAGAAAUGACUGCAGCUCCCCUCCCUCUGGAGAUCUGUGGGGUCUGUCCUUCCUUUCCGUGCACAGAACAGAGUCCCAGUGUUGACUCUUCUUCCCCAGUGGGGCCUUGGAAAACCAAGGCUGCAUAGUUGGGAAUUAGGUGAAAGUGAAAGAUGGGGCUUUCACCCUAAUUUUUGCUUUCUUGCACUUGAAGUCUUCUGAAACAGCACAGCCAAUUUAUCUCAUUGUAUAAAGUCACAGGAAGAACUAACAACCCAAACCGAAGACAUGGGAAUUUAUUGUCGAGCAAGAGGAUGGUUUGGGUGAUUAGAGAGGUGAAUAUGGUAAAAAGAAAAAGUAAGGGAGGCUUAAAGAAUUCCAGUGGUAUUUUAUGGACUUUAGCUUACAUUCUUUGGACAUUCCCUAGUACAGGGAUCCCCAACUCCCAGGCCGCAGACCAGUACCGGUCCAUGGCCUGUUAGGUACCAGGCUGCCCAGUAGGAGGUGAGUGGCAGGCAAGCAAGCGAGGUUUCACCUGUAUUUGCAGCUGCUCCCCAGCACUAGCAUCACCACGUAUGGUUCCACCUCAGGUCAUUAGGCAUUAGAUCUUCAUAGGAGCUCUGCUCUCAGGUGCCAAAAAUUGGGGACCGCUGCCAUAGUUGAUUUCCUCCAUUCUGAAUCAGUCCUGCUAAGGUACUAGUAUAACCAUUGGUCCUUGGGUCUGUGUUAAAAUGAGUGCUUUCCCUCCCUUACUGAUGUGAUUCUGAAUUAGGAAUUCUUGACCUGAGUUAUUUUUGGCCAAGGCUGAGAUUUAAAAUUCUAGGGAAAUUUGUAGUUUGUCCCUGUGGUCCCCCUGCACCCAGGAGGUUGGCCUACGAACUUCUGUGAAAGAUAUUCCAUUUUUCAUCAUGUCCAGCCCUGUAUCUUAAAAUGAGCUAGCCUGGUUGAGACUAAGGAGUAAGUCUAUUAACACACUUAUUCAGUGUUGCCAGCUGAGACCUCACCACAGGAACUGCUGCGCUCUCAACCUGCAAAGAGCCACAGAGUAGCAAAGCUGCCUUCCUGCAAACUUGCCUGGGAAGGACGCCUCAGGCCCCGGAUUGGUACCAGGACUACUGGGAUACAUAGGGAACCAAGGAGGGUGGGCUUGGAUAGCAGGAGGGAACACCAGCACCCACAUCCCUCUGUGUGACACAUACUUGAAAUAAGGUGGGGAGAGUGGCAGUGCUGCCAUGAGUAAUAAAGACACAUUGCCAGGAGCCCCAUCCUACCUGAGAGGGUACUUGCUAGGUGAUAGAGUCCAUGUGAAAUGUGUGUGACAAUAAUGGGUACAGGCAAGGGGUUGGGUUUAGAUCAGCAUGUGGUACUUUGGGAACAGAAGGGUUAUGUGAGUGAGCACACCACCCAAUGAGAAGCGAUGUGUCCUGUAGGCACUGGUCCUCAAGUACUGCCAGCCCUGCUGGGACCACUGGCAUAGGCAGCAAUGGCUGGCAAGCCCUAUUUUGUGUACCCCACUGUGUGUUUCAUGGGUGGGUGUUAAAACUCUCCCUGAUGUGAUACCUGCUCUGUCCUGGCAUUAGGUUUUAUAGCAAGCACAGAGCUUGAAGACCAGAUAGCAAUGUAUUCUCAAAAGUGAGCUCAAAAGGUUACGAUUUUACUAUGCGCCUGUUUGGAAGAAAUAAAAACAUUUAAAUUCUGUCUCAACCAUGAA